AUGGAGUCUACCACUAAUUGGAUACUCAUGGAAAAAAUUUAUGAUGGCAUAUUCAAACCAAAUGAGAAGGAUCCCAAAGGUUAUGUCCCUUGGAAGAUUACACCUCCUACUGGUCCAUUUGCACCACCUCCCACUAGUUCAAAGACUACUGAAGUUAGGGAAAGAGAAGAUCGCAUGAUGGCAUAUGUUGCAAGCAUCAAGGAAUCUCUCUCUACCCAAAAGGGUUUGAGAUUUAAUUUUGAUAUUGACGAUUUGGAUGUUGCCCCUGAUCCUUGUCCAUAUAACCUUCCUUAG
Molecule: messenger RNA, 294 nt
Organism: Vicia faba (fava bean)
Lineage: Eukaryota; Viridiplantae; Streptophyta; Magnoliopsida; Fabales; Fabaceae
Source: the annotation of a GenBank genome assembly